GGAGCAGCUCCAUCAGUGCAUAAAUAAAUAACUUGUCAAUCUCUACAUGCCCUUUUAUUCUUCUGAAAUCCGAAAAGCAAACACAGGCUGGUUGGCAAGGAAAACAUGGAUGAACUUAGCAAGUGUGGAAGUGGCAUUCUGGAAGCUCUAAACACUAGGGUUUAUGGAAAUGCCACAAACACUUUAGUUCUCUCGCACGGUUUUGGUGUAGAUCAGACAGUUUGGCAGUUCAUCAUACCAGUCCUAGCAUGCUAUUUUAAAGUGGUUGUCUAUGAUUUGGUGUUCUCACCAAACGUCAGUCCCAAACUCUAUGACCCCAAGAGGUACUCCCACAACUUCAGUGCCUAUGCUGAAGAUUUGAUUUGCAUUCUUGAUCAGCUCCAUGUCAAGGAAACUGUCUUUAUUGGGCACUCCAUGUCUGCUAUGAUUGGAUGCAUAGCGGCCACAAAGAGGCCUCAACUCUUUCAACACCUCAUUCUGCUAAAUGGAUCACCCAGGUAUCUCGAUGCACAGCACUACGAAGGUGGUUUCAGGGAACAAGACCUAAACGCCAUUCUAACAAAUUUGCAACGCAAUUUUUCAGCCUGGGCUCAUGAUCUGGCCCCUAGUGCCAUUGGCGUGAACAAUAGUGAAGCUAUAGCUAAGUUUGAAGGCACGCUUGCAAAGAUGAAACCAGAAAUUGCACUUGAUGUUGCAAAAACUGUGUUUCUGGGCGACAAUAGACAUUUUCUGCAACAUGUACGCAUGCGCAGCACCAUCAUUCAGCCUGAGAAGGAUAUCUUUGUCCCGCUGUCAGUUCCACGUUACAUGAAGAAGAAACUGCACGCUCAGCUCAUAAUCCUUGGAAUCAGUGGACAUUUUCCUCAGCUCACUGCUUAUGCUCUGCUUUUACGUGUUAUCAAGAAUCUUCUCAUUUUGAACUCCAAUUAAACGAAGCAAAGUUGCAAUAAUUUGCACUACCAGAUGCAAAUAUGUAUCAUCCACAGGUGUUAUUAGCUUUCACUUAAGGAGGAGAAAGACAUGAUCAAUACAACUUUUUUCAAGUUCUCACUGUUAAUAAAAAUGCACCUCUAGUCUUUUCAAUAUGCUAGCAACUUCUGCUAUUUUAUGAA
This is a messenger RNA of Coffea eugenioides, 1112 nucleotides long. Its product is annotated as strigolactone esterase D14-like. Lineage: Eukaryota; Viridiplantae; Streptophyta; Magnoliopsida; Gentianales; Rubiaceae. The transcript is spliced from 2 exons. Bases 106 to 930 code for a protein of 274 amino acids. The record is from RefSeq and is a predicted model, not a curated record.